ACAUUUCUCAAAGAAAGAAGAAGAAAGAAGAUUUUGCUGGCAGCAGACUGCUAUAUUGAAAAAAAACAGUUUCUAUUCCAGUGUUUUGAUUCUUUCUAGGAUGUACCUGGCGCACAACGUAUAUAAAAUUUGUGUGUUAUAUAUACCAACAGACCAUUGACCAUGGGAACGGCACCUGAAGAGUCAAAGGCAGAUCAAAUAAAGCCACUCCGAAGAUCGCAGAGGCAAGCCUACCUCUAUCGCUCAGUACUGUUUUUUAUCACCGGCAGUCUUGCGGCCUUGUCCUUUUAUGCACUGAGUUCUUCCAAGCUAAGCGGGAAACUACGGCAACUGCACCACCUGCCCAACGCGUACUACCUACAGACGCGAGACGAGUUUGCACUGUACUCCGUGGAGGAGCUGAACGCCUUUAAGAAGUUCUACGAUAAGAGCAUCACCGAUAGCGUCGGCGAUAGUUACACGGAAGCGGAGCAGACGAACGUCAAAGAGGCGCUGGGGGCUCUUCGGCUGGCUCACGAAAUGUACCUGGCGGGAAAGGAUGAAAAGGCGGCGCGUUUGUUUAAACAUGCACUUGCUUUAGCCCCACGACACCCUGAAGUUCUGCUUCGCUAUGGCGAGUUCCUGGAGCACAACCAGCGCAAUAUUGUUCUGGCGGAUCAGUAUUACUUUCAGGCCCUGACUAUUAAUCCGACCAAUUUCGAAGCGCUUACCAACCGACAACGUACUGCUGACGUGGUGCAGAAUCUAGAUGAGCGCCGUUUGCAGUCGCUGGACUCCAAACGAGAUGCUCUUUCCGCCAUUCACGAAUCCAACGCCGCCCUGCGACGUGCUAAAAAGGAAGCCUAUUUUCAGCACAUUUAUCACUCAGUAGGCAUCGAGGGCAAUACUAUGACGCUGGCCCAAACGCGGUCUAUUCUGGAGACACGCAUGACUGCAGAGGGAAAAUCCAUCGACGAACACAAUGAGAUCUUGGGAAUGGAUCUAGCUAUGAAGUACAUCAAUGCUAGCCUGGUGCAAAAAAUAGAAAUCACUAUAAAGGACAUUCUUGAGCUGCAUCGUCGAGUUCUAGGGCAUGUAGACCCCCUUCAAGGAGGCGAGUUUCGGCGUAAUCAGGUGUACGUUGGGGGACAUAUACCACCCGUUCCAGGGGAGCUUUCUCUGUUCAUGCAUCGCUUUCAACGUUGGUUAAACUCCGAGAAAAGCAGCUCACUGCAUCCCGUUAACUAUGCGGCCAUCGCGCACUACAAGUUGGUUCAUAUUCACCCCUUUAUCGAUGGGAACGGACGGACCUCGCGCCUGCUAAUGAACACGCUUUUAAUGCGAGCAGGCUACCCGCCCGUUAUUAUUCCUAAGCAGGUCCGUAGCAAGUACUAUCACUUCCUAAAGUUGGCCAACGAGGGCGACAUUCGGCCCUUUGUGCGGUUCAUCGCUGAUUGCACAGAAAAGACGCUGGACCUAUACCUGUGGGCCACCAGCGAACUGCCUCAACAAAUACCUAUGCUCAUUCAGACAGAGAGUGAAGUUGGAGAGCGUCUGGCUCAAAUGCAGUCUCCUUACAUGAAACAAUUAUAUGAAUCCGGGUCUGGAUCCCACCCUUAACUCUGCUGGAUUCCUUGAUAUUAGCUAAUUCUUUUAUCUAAUAUUUAAACGUUCGUGCUUAUUUGUACAAAUUAGUGAAAAGCUUUAAUUUGCCUAUAUUAGUAGAUCAUUUUACUGAAACAAUAUUGACUUUAAACUGUGAUUAUAGUUAAGCUUAAAGACAACCAAAUGUACACUGUGCCUUAAGCACAAACCAAUUUAAAUCGGCUCCGCUUUCAUUCAGGAGGGCCACAGACCUUGUUUUUCUGCUGAUUCGAAAUCGCAAAUUAUUGAACCAGCAUAUUCCCAUAAAACUCAAUAAAGAUCAUUGACACUCA
Messenger RNA from Drosophila rhopaloa, 1916 nucleotides. RefSeq names its product protein adenylyltransferase Fic (gene Fic). Bases 163 to 1599 code for a protein of 478 amino acids. Gene Ontology annotation, molecular function: protein binding. NCBI's taxonomy places the organism in Eukaryota, Metazoa, Arthropoda, Insecta, Diptera, Drosophilidae. The record is from RefSeq and is a predicted model, not a curated record. The transcript has 3 exons.